This is a messenger RNA of Paecilomyces variotii, 1734 nucleotides long. RefSeq names its product putative malate dehydrogenase. The transcript is spliced from 8 exons. Lineage: Eukaryota; Fungi; Ascomycota; Eurotiomycetes; Eurotiales; Thermoascaceae. The record is from RefSeq and is a predicted model, not a curated record. Gene Ontology annotation, cellular component: mitochondrion. Gene Ontology annotation, biological process: pyruvate metabolic process; malate metabolic process. Bases 1 to 1734 code for a protein of 577 amino acids. Gene Ontology annotation, molecular function: NAD binding; malate dehydrogenase (decarboxylating) (NAD+) activity.
AUGUCUAAAGAAGCCAAGGCAUCGAAAUUCAGUCACCUCCCCCGCGCUUCGACGGGGCCGCUUGAGUGUUCCCUAGAGGGUGAGGAGCUCUUGCAUAAUUCUCAUUUUAAUAAAGGGUCUGCGUUUCCACCGGAGGAACGCAAAGAAUUCAAACUACAUGGCCUUCUGCCGCCUAACGUGCAGACGCUCGAUGAGCAGGUUGAAAGAGCGUACCAGCAGUAUUGCAGUCGUCCGGAUGACUUGGCGAAGAACACUUUUAUGGCUGGCAUGAAGAUCCAGAGUGAAGUGCUGUAUUACAAGCUCAUACAAUCUCAUCUCAAGGAGAUGUUCAGUGUAAUCUAUACGCCGACAGAAGGUGAAGCCAUUCAGAACUUCUCCCGGAUAUUUAGACGGCCGGAAGGCUGCUACUUGAAUAUCCGCGACCAGGAUCGGGUAGACGAGAUCCUAUCUCGUUUCCAGGGAGAUAUCGACUACAUCGUCGUCAGUGAUGGGGAAGAGAUCCUGGGAAUUGGUGAUCAAGGAGUGGGCGCGAUUCUGAUCUCAAUUGCCAAGCUUGUCCUUACUACACUUUGUGCGGGCAUCCACCCAUCCAGACAGCUCCCCGUAGUCCUGGACUGUGGUACAGAUAAUGAGGAGCUGCUUAAUGAUGGAUUGUACCUGGGUCUGCGGCAACAACGAGUCCGGGGCAAAGAAUACGAUCAGUUCGUCGACACAUUCGUAGAAUCUGCGAGGAAGAGAUUUCCAAAUGCCUAUAUUCACUUCGAGGAUUUUGGUCUGCACAAUGCUCGGAGACUGCUGGAUAAAUAUCGCCCGCAUAUAUCGUGUUUCAACGAUGACAUCCAAGGAACCGGGUGUGUCACCUUGGCCGCUGUCAUGGCAGGCCUGCAUGUCAGCAAGGUCGACCUGAAGGACGUGCGAGUAGUGGUGUUCGGCUCUGGGUCUGCAGGGACUGGAGUCGCGGAGCAAAUUGCAGAUGCCAUCGCCACGGAAAGCGAGAAAUCAAAAGAGGAAGCAUCUAAACAGAUAUGGUGUCUGGAUAAGCCAGGAUUGCUUCUCAAGUCUCACGGAGACAAAUUGACUCCAGCACAAGUCCCCUUUGCGAGGGACGACUCCGAAUGGCCGGAUAAGGAGAAUCUUGAUCUCUUGUCGGUUGUCAAAACUGUCAAGCCCCAUGUCCUGAUCGGAACAUCAACCAAACCAGGCGCGUUUACGGAGGAGGUCAUCAGAGAGAUGGCCAAACACGUCGAGCGUCCUAUUGUGUUCCCAUUGAGUAAUCCAACGCGACUGCACGAGGCUCAACCCAAGGAUAUCAAUGACUGGACAGAAGGACGGGCCCUCAUAGCCACGGGCAGCCCAUUUCCUCCUGUGGAAUACAAUGGGACUAAAUACGAAGUCGCGGAGUGUAACAACUCCACUUGUUUCCCGGGCAUUGGGUUGGGCGUCGUCCUUUCUCGAGCACGUCUCCUGUCAGACAAGAUGCUCGUGGCAGCUAUCAAGGCAUUGGCUGCUCAAUCUCCGGCCCUUAGAGACCCCAACCAGCCCCUGCUACCUGACAUUGUACAUGUGAGAGAAAUUAGCGUCCAGAUUGCCAAGGCUGUCAUCCAGUGUGCAGUGGCAGAGGGGUUAGCGCAGGAAAAAGACAUCCCACAGGAUGAGGCUGAUCUGGAAGAGUGGAUUCGGGUCCAGAUGUGGGAACCCAAGUAUCGGCCAUUGGUACGACCGAGGAACAAUUGA